AUGUUUCCAAGGGUACCUUCACGCUCUCCUCCUCGAUAUUGGUAUAUGUACCCUCCACGUGGGAACUCGUUGUUCAAUUCUGAACCUGGAUGCCGCCAUACCCAGCAUACCCGUGGUUCAUUGACCUUGCCAAGGCUACCUGAACUGGAUACCUUCUUCAACGAGGAUGCUGAAGCUUUUCAGUCCCGCCGCGUGCCUUCAGAAGACUCCUUACCUGAUCCAUCUAAUAUACUCAAAGAAGUGUAUAUGCCGAGGACUGUCAAUUAUGGAUUGCAAGCCGUCACUCCAGUUCCUCCUGUCGAAUUGUCAAGUGACGAAGAAUUGCAAUUCCCAGACCCGGAACCUAUUGCCCAGCCUGUUUCUAUCAAACGGGGCCGCGGUCGUCCUAAAAAGGCUCCUGUUGCUGCUUCUCAUAGUGAAAUCAUUCCGGUAGUGCCUUCAUUUACGUUUGAGCUCCUCUUGCACCUCAUAAAGCCAGACCGACCUAUCACUGGAAAACUCAAGAAAACAAAAGGCAAAGCUACGAAACAGGAACCUGAGAAGCGAGGGCCAAUCUAUGUCUCUUCAGAGACUGACUACGCUGCUUUCCUUUCUAAAAUUGCCAGUCUCGUUCCCGCUCCUGUCACUGGCCUUUCCAUUCAGUCAUUCGAGUGGCAUUUUCUUUCACCAGCGACUGGUCCUUGGCUUCCUAUUACUAUGGAGGAGGGUUAUCAGUCUAUGCUUGGUAAGUUGAGGAAAAAGCAUGCAAAGGAUGAGGCCUACGUCAUUAUUCAAAUGAAGAAACCUGUUCAAACAAUCAUCCCUGCUACUGUUGAAUCUGUGAUUGAUGAAGACGAGAGUUCCGAUGAUGACUUUCAGGGUCCUGUAGCAAAGAAGGGAAAGAUUGACGAUGAAUUAGAAGGCAUUACACAGCACCUUCAGUCACUUGAUCCAGUGGGAAAGUGCGAGUACAACCCAACCAUUUCGUGCUUUCAUUACCGUCCCGGCAACCUCCAUUUUGAACUGACUCACGGACGUCUUCUAGUCUGGGCCCGUGACAUUAGAGACAAUAAACCGGGCGUUAGCUGGACUCAAAUUCCGCUUUCAUCUGCACUAUUCCAUGCUAGUCAGGCCAUCAAGAAGACUUCUCCAAAUACUCCGUCGACAUCUGCCACUGCUCUGCCUGCCUUACCAGCAACUCCGAUAUACCCCGGUGGUUAUCCCAAUAUGCCCAUGGUGCCUUAUGGUCCAUAUCCGAUGCCAGCGCCAAUGCCGCCGCCGAUGGGAAUGUAUCCGUAUGGUGGCAUGCCUGCUAUGCAGGCAGGUGGUACUUGGACUUCACUUGCUCAUGCUGAACAAUAUUCCCCUCCAUCUGUUCAUGUAUGCUCGUCUCCACCUGCUGCGCCUGAGGGCUAUGCGUUGGCUGAUUUCUGUGCUGAGUAUGGCCUCAGUGAUGAUAUUAAGGCUGGACUUUGUCAACUGGGGUAUGAACCAGGCGAACGCUUGACUGAUGUGACACCACAAGAAUGGCACAAUGCUGGCAUCAAACCUGUUCAGCAUUCGCAGGUGAUGAGGGCUUAUAACAAGUACAAGUCUCAUGGCAAGCACAUCAGAAAGUAG
Messenger RNA from Lentinula edodes (shiitake mushroom), 1599 nucleotides. RefSeq lists its product as uncharacterized. Bases 1 to 1599 code for a protein of 532 amino acids. The record is from RefSeq and is a predicted model, not a curated record. NCBI's taxonomy places the organism in Eukaryota, Fungi, Basidiomycota, Agaricomycetes, Agaricales, Omphalotaceae. The transcript is spliced from 5 exons.